Messenger RNA from Diabrotica balteata, 2316 nucleotides. The record is from the annotation of a GenBank genome assembly. Lineage: Eukaryota; Metazoa; Arthropoda; Insecta; Coleoptera; Chrysomelidae.
CAGAAGUAUGUUUAAAAUUUGGAAUAUAGUGGUUUUUAACUUAUUUGUACGUCUAUUAUGUUUUAAAGUAUUAAGAGAAAUUCAACAUUUCGUCUGUGUUUAGUAGUAUUAAGAUAUAUGGCGUUUUCGACCCCUAGUUCUGCCAGGAAACGAGUGAUUUCUUCAGCAAUCUUCGAUAAAACUCCAAAAUCCAGCUAUGCUACACCAAAGAAUAAAAAGGUGGAAACUGUACCCACUACCCCAGAAUGUUUUAAUAAUGUUCAAGUCGAAACCCCCGUGAUCAAAAGGACUAGUAAAGAUAAGUUUGAUGAAGUCAGCAAUUUAACUGUAGCUGUAAGGAUAAGGCCUAUGAAUGCGAGAGAACUAGUUAUUGUAGGUGCAACAGACGUAGUUCUAGUUCGAGACAAAGAAUUAAUCAUCAGGGCUCAGAGUAACACUAGUGGUAUGAGUAUUGAUCAUCAAUUUCAAUAUGAUCACAUUUUUUGGUCCUGUGAUGAAUCCAAUGACUCAUAUGCCUCUCAAGAAGAUGUAUUUAGAACAUUAGGAAGGCCUCUACUAAACAGUGCUUUUAAAGGAUAUAAUGGGUGUCUGUUUGCUUAUGGUCAAACUGGUUCAGGUAAAAGUUUCAGCAUGAUGGGCAAAAAUAUGUGUGAAGCUUCUGACAUGGAUUGUCAUGUGUUUUCUGGCAUUACACCAAGGUUCUGUAAAGAUAUUUUUAACAGAAUUGCUCAACUAGACAAAAACUCAAUAUGUACAGUAGAAGUUAGUUAUUUUGAAAUAUACAAUGAAAAGAUCCACGAUUUGCUUGCCUGUUCAUCUACAUCAACUAAACAACCUCUAAAAGUCAGAGAACAUCCAGAAUUGGGACCAUAUGUAGUUGAUUUAAGUGUGCAAGUUGUAAAAUCCUACAAGGAAUUGAGGCAUUGGCUUUUAGUAGGCAACCGUAAUAGAGCUACGGCAGCUACAACAAUGAAUGAAAAAUCUUCCAGAUCACACAGUAUUUUUUCCAUUGAACUUUGUUUAUCUGAUGAUAAAAAUGGAGAGAGUGCCAGUCGAAAAAGUAGAAUAAGCUUAGUUGAUUUAGCUGGAAGUGAACGAUUGGGAAAUUCACAUGGUGCUGAAGGAAGAAUUAGAGAAGGCGUAUGCAUUAACAAAUCUUUAUUGACAUUAGGAAAGGUUAUUUCUGCUUUAGCUGACCAAAAGAAAAAUCAAUUUGUACCAUAUAGGGAAUCAGUUUUAACAUGGUUACUCAAGGAGAGUCUUGGAGGCAAUUCAUUAACCACUAUGUUAGCAACGAUAAGUCCCUCCAGUACACAUCUAGAUGAAACCCUAGCCACGCUCAGAUAUGCUUGCCAAGCUAGAUCAAUAGUAAACAGAGCUAGAGUUAACGAGAAUCCACAUGAUCGUCUAAUACGAGAACUUCGUUCAGAAGUUGAGAGAUUGCGAGCCUUGCGUCAAGACUUUGAGCGCAGUUCAUUAUCUUCCUCUUCUCUUACUUCUUGUAAUGAUGCCCAUGAUGAAGAGCUAGAAGGACUUAGAAAGAAACUAAGUGAUUCAGAAAAACAGUUAGAUGAUGCUCAAAAGAACUGGGAGAAGAGGUUUUUGGAAACCAAAGAAACGCAGCUAAAGGAAUUAGCUGAGGCCGAAAAGUACAAAGCUGAGCUUGAGUCGAAGGUUCGAGUUAUGAAAAGAAUUGAUGAUAAUGUAAAAUUGUCGCCAUAUAGGACCAACUUUCUUGAAGAAUUGGAAUGUGUGCUGACUGAUGAAACGGAUGUAGUAGUAGAUAAUAUCAUGUUGGAUGUUUUAACUGACUGGUGUUGUAGGAAUGGAUUGACUUGUACUUUUUCAUCAGAUACUUUGAUAAUAAAGGAUCCUGUGAAGAAUAGGCAUACACAUAUAUUAAUAAACGCAAUAGAUAUGAACGGACAUGAAAACGUUAGUGACUUUGUAGAUAGUCUGACAUGGACAAACACUAAGAAUUCCACCAAAAAGAUUAGUAAGAAUGAGGUAAUGUCAUCCAUGAAUCAGAUUUAUCAAGCUUUAGCAACCUUGCAGCCUCCAGAAAGCGAAAAUAAUUUGUGCCUGUUGUUUGCCAAAGUUAACAAGACCUUACAAAGUUUUGAAGCUGCGUUAUUGAAUAACGCCAAGAGUAAUGCAGGGCAAAAAGUUGUAACCUUCGAUAGAGAUAUUUGAAGGUUAAAUUUGAUAUAUUUACGAACUAGCGAUAUUAUUUAUGUUUUAUAUUUUUAAUGUUUGUAACAAAAAGUAUUUUGUAAAUCGUAUACAAUAAAGUGUAUAUUUUUGGUUAGAAAAACA